AUGAACCAACAAGAGGACUUUGAGCUUGCUCCUAUUGAUCCCGAGAUUGAACGCACAUUCCGAAGAAGAAGAAGGGUUCAAAAGGCUAAGGGCCGAGACAUCAUGGCUGAGAAUUUUGAUAAUGAUGGGGUUGCUCCACAAAUUGUUAAUCCCAUCAUAUUGGCAGAUGAUCGAGCAAGGGCUAUAAGGGAGUAUGCAGCCCCCAUGUUUAAUGAGCUCAAUCCAGGCAUUGUGAGGCCUGAAAUACAAGCACCGCAGUUUGAGCUCAAGCCAGUGAUGUUUCAAAUGCUCCAAACCGUGGGUCAAUUCAGCGGGAUGCCAACUGAGGAUCCUCACCUUCAUCUCCGUUCAUUUUUGGAGGUGAGUGAUUCUUUCAAGAUCCAAGGAGUGAGUGAAGAGGUGUUAAGGCUGAAGCUAUUCCCAUUCUCACUACGAGACCGAGCUAGAUCAUGGCUCAACACUUUGCCGCCUGAUUCUGUGACCAAUUGGAAUGACCUUGCUGAGAAGUUUCUGAGGAAAUACUUUCCUCCUACUAGAAAUGCAAAAUUCAGAACUUCUCGAAUGGUGUUAGAUGCAUCGGCCAAUGGUGCUAUUUUGUCGAAGUCUUACAAUGAAGCAUUUGAGAUUUUGGAGACCAUUAAUCAUCCUAAUUUGUCUUGGGGAGGUCAAGGAGCAAGCUCAAGUACCGCACCAGCCCAAGGAAGACAAGCAUAUCCACCGGGUUUUUCACAACAACCCCGACAUUCACAACAUGCUCAAAAUGCCCAACCAAGUUCUUUGGAGAGUUUAAUGCGGGAUUAUAUGGCCAAAAAUGAUGCGGUGAUACAAAGUCAAGCUGCCUCUCUUCGAAACUUAGAGUUGCAACUUGGACAUUUGGCCAAUGAAUUAAAAGCUAGGCCGCAAGGUUCUUUGCCUAGUGACACGGAGAAUCCAAGGAGGGAUGGGAAGGAGCAAUGCAAAUCCAUUCACUUGAGGAGUGGCAAGCAUCUGAAAAAUUCCGAGGAGGAAAUAAAGGGUAGUGGGGAGCCCACUUCAAUCCAAAACGACGAAAAAUUGAGUAAAAAAACUGCCCAGGAAAUUGCUGAUACCAGACCAGUUGAUACAGCAUCGGGUCAGCAAUCUGACAGUCAGCAAUCCGCACCAGUAUGUACUAAACCACCCCUUCCAUUUCCUCAAAGAUUUCGGAAACAGCAGCAAGAUGGGCAAUUCAAGAAGUUUUUAGAUGUGUUGAAACAGCUCCAUAUCAAUAUUCCCUUGGUAGAAGCGCUAGAGCAAAUUCCAAAUUAUGUCAAGUUCUUAAAAGAUAUUUUGACAAAGAAAAGGAGGCUUGGCGAGUUUGAAACAGUCGCUUUGACCGAGGGCUGUAGCGCUAUGUUGAAGAAUAAAAUUCCACCUAAAUUGAAAGAUCCGGGCAGCUUUACAAUUCCAAUUUCUAUUGGGGGACGGGAUGUUGGAAGAGCUCUUUGUGAUUUGGGAGCUAGUAUUAAUCUCAUGCCCAUGUCUAUUUUCAAGAAGUUGGGAAUUGGAGAAGCAAGGCCAACCACCGUCACUUUGCAACUAGCGGAUCGUUCCAUGGCUCAUCCGGAUGGAAAAAUUGAAGAUGUUUUGGUACAAGUAGAUAAGUUCAUCUUUCCGGCGGACUUCAUUAUUCUUGACUAUGAGGAAGAUAGGGAAGUUCCAAUCAUUUUAGGGAGGCCAUUUCUUGCCACGGGAAGGACUUUGAUAGAUGUUGAAAAAGGAGAGCUCACCAUGAGAGCUCAAGAUGAGCAAGCCACAUUCAAGUUUUCCAUCCCAUACGUGGCCCGGAUGCAAUAG
Cannabis sativa is the source of this 1815-nucleotide messenger RNA. RefSeq lists its product as uncharacterized. The record is from RefSeq and is a predicted model, not a curated record. NCBI's taxonomy places the organism in Eukaryota, Viridiplantae, Streptophyta, Magnoliopsida, Rosales, Cannabaceae. The transcript is spliced from 3 exons. The coding region runs from base 1 to 1815 and encodes 604 amino acids.